AUGAAAAUUAUAGACAAUCUUCAUAGACAAAUUUAUUCUCCUAAUACUAUUUUUUUUGAUGACAAUUCAGAUAAGACAAUGGCUAGUAUCUUACUUCGGUGGUGUCACGCUAAUAAGUUUUGUAUUAUUUACAAUUCAGAAAGUCAAGAAUUAUCAACAAAACAAGUAUGGAGAACUCUUCAAGGCAGAACAAAUAUUGUCACAGUUAUUUGUACAACUACUGGUAAUGUUUUUGGGUCAUACCAUUCUAUCAUACCAAAAAGACAAUCUUCUAUUCUUUGUGAUGAUAAAAAACAUUUCAUGUUUACGUUGAAGAAUCCUUAUAAUGUUCCACCUACUCGUUUUAAACAAAACCUAAAAAAUGAAAACCAAUUAAUUAUUCAUCGUGACAUUCAAAACAGUUGGAUAUUUGGAGUUGGGUAUGGAUUUCAUAUUCGAGGAGAAGAUAAAAGUUAUAUUGGGUCAGCUUCUGGAGAGCAAUUAAAUAGGGGAUAUAUAGAUACAGUUGGCCUUAAUAGUGAUAUCUUCAACGACUCUCAUUACCCAUCUUAUUUUAGUUUUUCAAGAAUUCUCUUUGUUCAGUUGUACUAA
Messenger RNA from Entamoeba nuttalli P19, 591 nucleotides. RefSeq lists its product as hypothetical. The transcript has a single exon. Lineage: Eukaryota; Evosea; Mastigamoebida; Endamoebidae. The coding region runs from base 1 to 591 and encodes 196 amino acids. The record is from RefSeq and is a predicted model, not a curated record.